AGCGAGGACCACAAGCCAGCAUGAGGACUGUUUCAUCCUGUGCAAAAUAGCUGCGCCUCCAUCCGGUGUGCCGCUGUGUGUAUUGUGCUUGAUAACUGUAAAUGAGUGUUUGUGUUUUUCAAAGAUCUUUUGUCAUCCCCCAUUGACUUUAAAAAGCCCCAACUUCCCUAUGUUCCCUAUGGUAGGUGCUAACGUGCUCAGCAUUUUAUCAGUUACCCAAUUUCUCUCAGCUUCCACAUUUGCAUUUGAGAGUGGCCAUGACAGCUUCUGCAGAGCUGCUCAGUGCUGCAAGGCAUGCUGGGAACUCUUCUUGAGGCCACGCUGGUGGUCAGCCCCGUUUGACACCAGUGGCGCAUCCAGAAUGCUCAGCAACGCCACUGUGUUUCUUCUCAGUGUGUUUGGAAAGAAGAUUACUGUUGCAGAUGCAUCAGCUCAGUGUUGCUGCUGAAGCCGCUUCUUCUAAACUCAGACUUUGAAGCAUGAAGCAAAUUGGCCAUCUCUUUGUCCUCCUGGCCUCAUUUUCGGCUCCUUCCUGGAUGACGGCCCUUGCAGAUACUGUGACUGCACAUCCAUCAGGCCUUUGGCUGUCUCUUUCACCUCCACACAACACUUUUGCUCGAGGAGAAUUGGCUUCAUUAAUAUGCUCCCUCCCAGAAGGACAGAGGGCAACGGGGUUCUAUUUCUAUGCAAAGAGAGGAGGUGUACUAGUCAUGUAUGGACAACAGGCGGAAAAUAUCUUGGAGGUUUCCACAAAAUACCUGGAAACAAACAAAACAUUUGUCUGUGCUUACCUGGGGGAAAAGAGUUCAGGAGGACUCUUCCUGUCUUCGCUGAGUAACGAGGUUGUGCUGUCCAUCACUGACCUUCCUCGUGCUCCAGUUUUCUCUGUUUCUCCAAAGAAGGAUGUCUAUACAAGUGGGGAAUCUGUGGAACUCAAGUGCUCAUCUUCUGAAACCCGUAAUUUAUCAAGGACCCAGUUUUUCAGGGACCAUCAGGAUCUGCAUUCAGUCAAGCCCUCCUCUCCCUCCUCUCUGAACAACGUCACACACACCCUACGCCUUGCUAUUCAAGAUGAUGGAGAUUACUCCUGCAGGUACCACAUUGUGGAAUCCGGGCGAGAGAUCGCAUCCAGAGAGAGCAACUCCAUCAGGAUUUCGGUUCUGCCUCCACCAGCUCCAGAGCUGUCCAUCAUCCCUCCAAGACAGACCUUUCUCCAGGGACAACGGAUCACGUUGAAAUGCUCCCACCCGGAAGGGCAGCUGGCAGCCAAGUUCUUCUUUUAUGAAAUGAAGGCAGAACGUGGGUGGACUAAACUCCAAGAACAGUUCGAUAAUACCCUGGAAAUCACUGCAGAAUUUCAGGAAAUAAAUAAAUCAUUUGUUUGUGCCUACAUGGAAGAAAGCAGUGCAAGACAACUCUCUGUCCAGAGUAACCGCAUUGAGUUUUCUAUCACGGCGUCCUUCCCACCUGCUGAACUUUUUCAGCAACCACAGGAACCUGUUUACAGUCCAGGAGAACGGGUUACCUUGACCUGUUCAGCUCCUGAGGAAAUGGACGUGGCAGGAGUCAGCUUCUACAAGGAACAACAUGAUCAGAACUACAAGGUGUUGCCAGAUCAAGGAAGCGGCCCCUAUGCAGCAUUCCCUGUGAAUAAAAAUACUGCUGGAGUAUACAGAUGCCUAUACUGGGUGCAGAAUUCACGACAGAUGAUCCAGUCCCCAAUGAGCUCUUCCGUCUCUGUAGUCAUGACAGAACACCCUCGUCCCCCAGUCUUAACUGUUUCGCCAGAAAAGGAUAGCUACAGAAGAGAGGAGUCCAUAAAACUUAGAUGUUCAGCUUAUGAAAGCCGUGAUGUAUCAAAGAUCCAGUUUUUCAAGGACAAGAGGCAACUGCAACUCAUCAAUGUCCCCUCCUCUCUGAACACCUUCACACACAUACAACUGCUUCUUCCUCAAGAUGGUGGAGAUUACUCCUGCAAGUACCACAUUGUGGUAUCAGGGCGAGAGUUCCCAUCCAGAGAGAGCAACUCCAUCAGGAUUUUGGUACUGGAUGAACCACUUUCCACAAUGCCUACCUUUUCCACCCCGGACCAGGCUGUUCUGAGUUUUGCCUCCACAACCAGGCCACCUAGAACGUCAACACUGGCAACUUCUUCAACCAGCUCUUCUCGCUACAUCGCCAGAACACCCUCAACACGCACAAAGCUCCUUGCAUCAAGCACCUCCUGGUCCAGCUCUUCGCAGAUGAGUCUGCAUUAUAGCACCUCAACCAGCAGCACCAAUGCUCAGGAGAGCAGGAAAUCAUCCUCCUGCUGUGAUCCCAAAUCAAUCACAGACCAAAAGAAGGAUGAUUCAGAAAAAGGUUCAUAUCCUUUUCUUCUCCCACUGGCCAUUGGAUGUGGCACCGGCGGAUGCCUCCUCCUCCUGGUGUUUGUUGUCUGCAUUUAUAGGAGGAAGCACAAAGAUAAGAGAGCGGUCACAGCAAGCAGCUACUGGAAAACACUGGACAUUCGGCAGUCCCUGAAAAGACGAUGCAAAGACCCCACCGGAGUCUCUACAAAUCUCAAAGAAAGGAACAUGCCUGGCUGGAUGCAGCCAGCAAGCGAAGACUGGGGGAUCCUGCCAAAAGCCAAAAGCCCCAUGCCAAAAGCCAGGCAUCCAUUAGAAAUGAGGAAAGCAGAUGAAGACACCGAUUCUGGAGCCAAUUUUGAAUUCCCCGAAAUUGAUGCAACGUACUCGCUUCUUAGCUUCCCCUGCUCCACAUUCUUCCUGGAAGAAAACGACAGACCCUCGGAGGAGCCAGUCCCAUCCCAGAUUCCACCUAGGUUGCUAUCUCAAGUUACUGGACCUCAGUGAGGAGAAUCCCCAUUUUACAGACAAAGGACUCUGACUUCCGUUCGUUUUUAAAAAUAAUUUUAUAAGUUGUGUGUCCUUGUUGCUCAGCUUGACCCUUUUACAUGAUUUUGUACGUUUUGUGGUAUUUGUGCAUUGUGAUCUGCUGUUAUUUUAUUGAUUAUAGAUUAGUAAUUCCUUAUUGUAAUUGAUAAGUGUGAACUGCUAGAUUAUUAUUUGCUGAUGUUUAAUUUUACUGCUUAGUAUUGGAUCCUAAUAGAUUGUUGAGUAUUGCUUUAUUUGAUAUAGGUUGUUUAUUUUAAAGGUAUUGUGGCUUUUUAUAUAGGAUCUGAUUGUUACUAUUAAUUUUUUGAUGUUUUAUUAUUAUUUUUAUGUGUGUU
Messenger RNA from Podarcis muralis (Common wall lizard), 3232 nucleotides. NCBI's taxonomy places the organism in Eukaryota, Metazoa, Chordata, Lepidosauria, Squamata, Lacertidae. The record is from RefSeq and is a predicted model, not a curated record.